Messenger RNA from Coprinopsis cinerea okayama7#130, 339 nucleotides. RefSeq lists its product as hypothetical. Bases 1 to 339 code for a protein of 112 amino acids. The record is from RefSeq and is a predicted model, not a curated record. NCBI's taxonomy places the organism in Eukaryota, Fungi, Basidiomycota, Agaricomycetes, Agaricales, Psathyrellaceae. The transcript has 2 exons.
AUGAGGAUGCCGGUCCCAACGACCCGUCUAACCACCUUCCACAUCCACCGCCCAUCCACCGUCCAACUCCUCCACGAAGCCGAGUUCAUCCUCGACGACGCACUUCGACACCUCCACGCGUUCAGGGUGAUCUCCGAAGGGAAAGCGGUAGAGAGCGAGAAUGUGCGGGUGUUUGCUGGGCAGAGUGAAGAGUUGCUCAACCGUCUCGUACACCUCAAGUCUCUCCCGAAAAUACGCUCCGAGAGCGUCAAGACACUCAUCAGAGCGAUCCUGCGAUGGAGAAGGGCCGUGCAAGUUGAAGAGGUGAGCGUUGCACCACCGCCCAUGCUUACGACCUAG